AUGGCCGAGCCGGUGUCCGAGAUCAUCAUCACCAGCGCGCGGGAGGAGGAGAAGGAGGCGCUCCACGCCCCCGCCGCGCCGCCGUCGGCCUGGGCGCGCACGAAGAAGCGCAUCAGCUGGUUCUUCCGCAUCGACGAGAGCCAGUUCUGGGUCAUCCACGGCUUCUUCCUCCUCGUCUGCGUCCUCUUCGUGCUCCUCUUCCUCCAGUUCCUCGCGGGCGCGGCGCGCGACAAGCGGAAGGACCGGCGGCACCCGGCCGUGACCCUCGGCGAGGAGCGGGCCGUGGGCAACGUCAACUUCCCGCGCGUCGUCAUGUGCUCCGAGUACUGGACGGACCCGGGCCUCGACGAGGCGUGGUUCAACGGCACGUCCGCGACGUACUUCGAGGACUGGGAGUACGGCGCGCGGCCACCGGGCGAGCCCACGGAGAUCCGCUUCAUCAACGCGGCGCAGUACGGGUCCGUGUCCGGCGUCUGCCUCCUGCUCCGGCCGCGGCGCGAGCCCAUCGCGUCCGUCCACGACUGGGUGCUGCUCGACCUCCACUUCCGCCCCGACUACGACGAGUUCUGCGUCGAGUGGGCCAACGGCACGCGGCGCCUCGGCGCCAACGCCUCCGACGACGCCGCGACCCGACGGGGCGCGGCCUACGCCGCCGCGGCCCGCAACGCGUCCGCGGCGGCGGGCGAGUGCGCGCGGUACCGCGACGAGCCCAUCGCGCAGGAGUUCACGUCCCGCCUCGUGCUCGACGGCGCGAACUCACGGAGCCUCGGCGGCGGCAUGCGCGUCCCCUACAACAAGGAGACGGUCGUCUACUACGAGUACGUCAAGAAGGAGACGCUCGGCGGCGGCGUCUCCGAGACGGUGAGCUUCCGCCAGCACUCGAGCGACCUCUACUUCCUCAACAACCCCUACGGGCUGCCGCUGGCCCUCGGCGACGGCGACGCGGCGCUGAACCAGCGCGGGGCGCUCUACCGCGCGCGCGUCUGGUUCAACAUCCCCUUCGACUCCGUCGCCGUCGCGUCCGAGGUCCGCGGCGCGAACCCGCUCGCGCCGUUCGUGGUAUUCACGACGCUCUUCGCGCUGCUGAGCACGACGCGGUCCAUCUUCGAGCUCUUCGUGCACCACGCGCCGCCGCUGCGGCGCCGGUUCCUGCCGCGGCUCCACGACACGGAGGUCGCCCUCGAGAAGGAGGUGGGCCAGAUGGACGUCGUGAAGCGCGCCGUCGAGGCCGAGCACGAGGCGUGCCGCCGCCUGUCCACGCUCGUCUCGCACCACCGCGACCGCGAGGGGCCCCACGACCACGAGGGCCUGUCCACGCUCGUCUCGCACCACCGCGACUGCGAGGGGCCCCACGACCACGAGGGCCUCCACGACGACGACUCCGACGACGACUCCGACCACGACCGCCACCGCGCCUAA
This is a messenger RNA of Aureococcus anophagefferens, 1419 nucleotides long. RefSeq lists its product as hypothetical. The coding region runs from base 1 to 1419 and encodes 472 amino acids. The record is from RefSeq and is a predicted model, not a curated record. Lineage: Eukaryota; Pelagophyceae; Pelagomonadales; Pelagomonadaceae. The transcript has a single exon.